Populus nigra (black poplar) is the source of this 1641-nucleotide messenger RNA. RefSeq names its product rho GDP-dissociation inhibitor 1-like. Gene Ontology annotation, biological process: Rho protein signal transduction. Gene Ontology annotation, molecular function: protein binding; Rho GDP-dissociation inhibitor activity. The transcript is spliced from 5 exons. Bases 656 to 1429 code for a protein of 257 amino acids. NCBI's taxonomy places the organism in Eukaryota, Viridiplantae, Streptophyta, Magnoliopsida, Malpighiales, Salicaceae. Gene Ontology annotation, cellular component: cytoplasm; cytosol; membrane. The record is from RefSeq and is a predicted model, not a curated record.
AAGUUAAAAACAGCAACCUGAACCAAACCAAUUAUAACUAUCAGAAUCCUAGGCAGCUUUUUUUUAUUUCCUUCAUGUCCGAGUCAGAGUUUCCAUUAUAAGAAGUCAAAGAGGAGGAGUCUAUCCUCCAGAAAUCCUAGGCUGUCUUAAUCUCACAUCUCUCUCUCUGUAUAUUGUUUUGGUUAUGUAAUCAAAAGGAUGCACUAAUUUUAAAGCCCCCCAUGUCCUUGAAUCAAGGUAUUCGUGGAUCCUACUGAAGGAGUGACCUUCACGAUCUUGACACCUUUCUUUUCUUAUUUUGCCAUUGUUGUUUAGUUGAACACAAUUUUAGGAUCACCACAUGACUGUUUCUUUUUCCUUUGUUUGAACUUUCUAAAAACUGAACUUGUGCCCUUUCUCUAUCGUUCUUUCUUGGGCUGUUAGUGUGUCUUUUUGUUGUUUGAAGGGUUAUGGUUGUGGGUUUUCUUGAUUUUGUCCGGUGUUAAACUUUCUAGUUUUUAAGAGUCUUUGACCCUUCUUUUGUUGGUGUCUCGUUUCUGUGUUCUUUUGCUUUGGGGGCAUUCUGUUUUGUUUUGUUUUGUUUUGUUCCCUAAGGGAGACACAUACAGGCGCAGACACAAGUGCUGUUUCUUUUGUUACUGUUGAUGGGCUGUUGAUGUCUUUGGAGGUUGGUGUGAAUUCAAAUACUAAAAGCAUGGGUUUUGAUGAGAAAAACAAAGAGGAAGUUUCUGAGACAGCAGCAACAACAAAAACACCUCCAAAUGAAGAAGAACAUAAUGUUGAUGAACCUAAAAGUGGUGGGAUUAGCAGAAAGAUGAGUGAGAGUUCUCUUUAUGGAACUGAUCAAGAAGAAGAGGAUGAUGAGGAAACUAAUGAAAGGAAUAUUGAGCUGGGUCCUCAAUACACACUCAAAGAACAACUUGAAAAAGACAAGGAUGAUGAGAGCUUGAGGAGGUGGAAGGAACAGCUUCUUGGGGCUGUGGAUAUUGAGGCUGCUGGAGAGACUCUUGAACCUGAAGUUAAAAUCCUAAGCCUUGAAAUCAAAUCCUCUGGCAGACCUGAUAUUGUUCUUUCAGUUCCUGAGAAUGGAAAGCCUAAAGGCUCAUGGUUCACCUUAAAAGAAGGUAGCCGCUAUAGUCUGCAGUUCACUUUUGAGGUUAAGAACAACAUUGUUUCCGGCCUCAAGUAUACUAACACGGUUUGGAAAACUGGUAUCAAGGUUGAUAGCUCAAAGGAGAUGAUCGGAACCUUUAGUCCUCAGACAGAACCUUAUACUCAUGAAAUGCCUGAAGAAACUACUCCAUCUGGUAUGUUUGCUAGAGGAUCAUAUGCGGCUAGAAGUAAAUUCGUUGAUGACGAUAACAAGUGCUACCUUGAGAUCAACUACACCUUUGACAUCCGCAAAGAUUGGCUGCCAACUAAAAACUAAUAAUUACUAUUACCUUCAAGUUGCAGCUUCCACAUAAUUGUUUUACAAGUUGGAAUAUGCUUCUGAUGUUUAACAUAUCUUCUUUUUAUUGUCUUAUUUAUGACUCCUAUUUGAGACUGGUCAUUUGAACAAUGAAGAGAGGAUUUGAAAAUUUGCAGCUAGAUAUUCAUUUGGUAGUGUUGUUGGUUAAUAAAAUUCACCAUUACCUUAAA